Pteropus alecto (black flying fox) is the source of this 933-nucleotide messenger RNA. RefSeq names its product selection and upkeep of intraepithelial T-cells protein 7-like. Gene Ontology annotation, molecular function: signaling receptor binding. The transcript has 5 exons. Lineage: Eukaryota; Metazoa; Chordata; Mammalia; Chiroptera; Pteropodidae. Gene Ontology annotation, biological process: regulation of cytokine production; T cell receptor signaling pathway. The coding region runs from base 1 to 933 and encodes 310 amino acids. Gene Ontology annotation, cellular component: external side of plasma membrane. The record is from RefSeq and is a predicted model, not a curated record.
AUGGAGUGUAAAAAAAAGGAAAGUAAAAUUAAGGUGUUUCUCAAUUCUUCAAAAAGUGUAGCCUCUGUAUUGAGAGUAUCAGCAUUACCUGGAAACUUCUUAGAAAUUCAAAUUAUUGGACUCUGCCUAGACCCGUUGAAUCAGAAACUCUGCAUGAGGAAGCCUAAAUCCUUUUCUUUUUCUGGGUGCUAUGUGAGCUUGCUUCUUCAAGUGAUGAUAUCAACGUCAGAAAACUGGACAGUGAACACUUCCCCGGGACACUUGGUGGCCAUAGUAGGAGGACAGGCUGAGCUAAGCUGCCACUUGUUCCCACCACAAAGUGCAAAACACAUGGAGGUAUGCUGGUUCAAGGGUGACCGAUCCAAGCUUGUUCAUCUAUACAGAGGUGGCCAAGAAGUAAAUGAAGAAGCUGCCCCAGAAUAUGUGGAUCGCACAGAGUUUGUGAAAGAGGCCAUUGGGGAGGGCAGACUGACUCUCAGACUUCAUAAUAUCAGUGUUUCUGAUGAUGGACCAUACCAAUGUUCAUUUAAAGAUAGUGAUUUCCAUGGUGUGGCCAGCAUGAAUCUCAGUGUGGCAGCAUUAGGCUUGGAGACACAGAUCCAUAUAAAGACUCCUAGUGCUGAUGGACUCAUGGUGGAGUGUAACUCAGGAGGUUGGUUCCCACAGCCCCAGAUGGAGUGGAGAGACAACAAUGGAGAGGUAGUUCCACCUUCAUCAAAAUCCUAUUCACAGGAUGGAGCCAAAUUAUUCCACGUAGAGAUGACUCUUCUCCUCAGAAACAGAUCACAGGGCAAUAUGACUUGCUACAUUCGCAAUCCUCUAAUAGGUGAAGGGAAACAAACAAAUAUCAUCAUAGUUGGUGAGUAUUCGCAUUUGUACUGGAAUAUUAUUAGUAAGAGACAAGAGGGAGAGAUUUCUUUCAAUCCAUUCUAG